Messenger RNA from Stylophora pistillata, 2126 nucleotides. Its product is annotated as lysM and putative peptidoglycan-binding domain-containing protein 3. NCBI's taxonomy places the organism in Eukaryota, Metazoa, Cnidaria, Anthozoa, Scleractinia, Pocilloporidae. The record is from RefSeq and is a predicted model, not a curated record.
UAUGGCGGACGCAGCCGCUCUUUCUCAAGCCCAAAGCUAUAUUUCUGAGCGUCGCGGUUAAAUACAGACCACAAGCAUAUUUCCACAUAACAAUGACUUGCCUUUAAGAUGAGGAAUAUCAGUCAUGUCUCUUUUGAAGAAAGGAGGCUACACAAGUUAUGUUUCAACGCGCUCAGAAGAUGACUCGGUAAUUGAUCAUGAAAUACAAAAUGUCUCGUCAUCCCGGGUUUAUAUCUUUGGGAAUGAUCGAGCAGAAGAAGUUGGGAUCGAGGAUGGUUCCGUGGAGAUGACAGAGCUUAGACCAAGGAGUAGAAACAAGAGAUCAUAUGCAUCCACUAAAAUAGCCUCUAAACAGUCUAAGAAGACGGAAACUAUCGAUCGUGAGAUUCAACCCUCUGAUACCAUUCAAAGUUUCUCUUUACAAUACGGUUGUACGAUUGCAGAGCUGAAGAAGGUUAACAACCUUUACAGUGAUCAAGAUUUUUAUGCACUUACCACCAUUAAAAUCCCAGUCCAACCACAUGGGAUAUUGACUGAAGUUUCUGACAAAAAGCAAAAACCACCACCUCUCAAAAUACCAGGGAACCAGCCUUCCACGUCAGGGGCAGAUAACGAGAAUGAGAACGAUGAGUCUGAUUAUGAUGACAUGGAGCCUAAAGGAGAGUGUGUUAGAACUGUCAGUAUCCGCUCUGCUCUUGACUCACCAAACAGCUUUUUACAGCACAUGGACAAUGAUCUUAAACUUAUUUGCAAAUCAACACCUCUGCGGAAGAGUAAUCUUGAUGAAGUCACAAGAACACUGACAAUUAAUUGUAUAAACCCUAUAAAACUCAGAAAACAGCAAGAAAAGACACUUGGUGCUGCUUGCGGCAUUGGAUGGAAGGGAGUACUGGUACUUGUUUUUAUUGUUGGUCUAGUACUGCCUGGAUUUGUUGCCUUUUUAUAUCUCAGAAAGAAGUAUACAGAUCAGGACCAAAGUUCUGGUAAUAGCUGACCAAAAUAUAUUUUUAUAUUUAUGGCACAUACUGACCCAAAUUUUGACUAUUUAAAACCCUUUGUACAAAAGAUUGAAUGAUACAAUUUUAGAAAUGAAAGUGAACAAGAAAACAGAGUUGAGUUCAAUUGGUGAUAUACACAGUCAAAUUAAAAGGUUAAUUUUAUGAAAAUUUACAAUGAUAGUGAGAUUUAAGUUGCAAAGUUAUAUAAAAAAUGUAAUUUCUGAUCAGAUGUCAGCUUCCACUAUGGUUUUCUGGGGGAUUCCAUAAGUGGGGUGGGAUGAGAUGGGUCAUAUGGAAAGUACAAUAUUGUUAAAUGCUUCUAAGCACUCCUUACCUGUGUGUAAGCUUAGGACAUUUUUCCAGUUGUUCCAAACCAUACUGGAUGACUAUAGUUUCUUUUGUGUUGCCUUGGACUUAUUCCCAUCCUAACAAUCUAGGUGAAAACUAAUUCAUCCCACAUGAGGAUCUUUUCAGCUGAGUGUGUGUAGUUAACUUUGUUUUCCCUGGCACUGGCAUUUUGCCAUUCAGUUGGAACACAGCUUAUCACAUCACUUUGUGAAACACACAAAUAAGAAAUAAGGAAGGAGGCUUGGUUCAAAACUUUAAAGCAAUUUGGACCACAACCCUUAAUCCAUAGGGCUAGCCAAACAGAUCAAGGCUAUCUGGGGUAGACUGUCUUUACUGCCUUUGCCAUCCAAGAUUCAUGCACAUGACUAGUUCUAACAAGCCCCCAUGUAGCAUGCUUAAAUGAAGUAUUAUUGUUGUUCUUGUUGUUGUACUCAAAUGUCCAACUAAUUUUGCAAGGCAACCAAAAUUAUUAGUAACAAAAUGUUCCUGGAAUAGUGCAUUCUCUCAACUUAAAGAGUAAGUUUGCGAAGUAACCAUUAAGGAGUUAGAGUUAUCAUAUCAUCUUUGCUUCCAUUAACAGCUGAACAGUACAUAAUUAUAAGUUAUCAAUGGUAGAUUACAAUUGUAAUGAAGACACCUGCUGCUUUUUUUUUUUUUUAACAAGUCAUGCAUCAAUAUCUGAGUUGUUGUUUAAAAACACUGUCGUUUCAAAGGGCUACUACUGUUUGUCAAGUAUUAAUUUAUUGAGAAAUUUUUAGUAAUAAAGGAAUCUCAAAUGCA